GCUCAGUUUCGGUUUAGGCACGUCUUGGACACAUCGUGUUCAGCUGGUAAUGGCAGCUAGCCCAAAGAAAAGUGUGAAAUUACAAUGAAUAUUUAAAUAAAUUAUAUACAUUUCUGAUUCUCUACAUAUACAAGUUCGAGUUGUAACAAAAGAUAUCGCUGUAAUAAUUGUGCACUCGAGUUUGUCGCGCGUUUUUUGUCGGUUCGUUUAUUUUUCGAGCAACUGUAGAGAUUCUACAUCCAUGGCUGUACAGGUCAACAAACGUAGCUUGUUUCUCUUGCUACUCUUGGUAUUUGUCAUUUUUCUGGUGGCGCGCAAUUUGAGGGAAACCCAAAAACUGGCAGCAGCCUUGGAGAGGCACAAGCUCGGCCAUCGAGUCCCGUCGGAGGCGCCCGCCGUGGCUAGUCCGUUCAAAGCGAGCACGGAGGAACCUUUGUGGCUAUCGCCACGCACCCAGGAUCUGCAAGAGCUGCUAAAGUGUCGCAAUCGCCGGCUGCGGCUACAGAAGAAACAGCAUGGAAAAUACUGGGUGGUACAGAACCUGAUUAGCGGACGACUCAGUCGUCGCAUGGCCUGCGCCGAGUCCAUAACAUACACCACCAAUGGCGAUUACACGUUCUUCGACAAUCUCGAAACAGUUGCCGAACGGUGGUUCGGGCCCAUUAGCUUUGCCAUACAUACACCUGGCUACGAUCUGAAUGCCACACUGGAUGCCAUUCAGUACGUGAGAAACUGUUUGCCUGGCAGCCAGCUGAUCAGCGACUUUGUCAGCUUUCACGUUUACUUCUCCAAUGAGCAUAUGCCCGAGUAUGUGCCGCUCGAUGAGGAGGAGGCCCUCAAAUGGCCCUAUCGAUGCGUCGAUGGGAAUGGCACUCUGUUGACGCCGCCCUAUCUGCAGAACCGGACGGCCAUGUACAAGGUGCAGGCCAAUCUGACGUAUCCCAUCAAUGUGGGUCGGAAUAUUGCUCGCAACGCUGUCAAUACGCAUUUCAUAUUCGCCUGCGACAUCGAGCUCUUUCCCAGCUUGGGCCUGAUCGAACAGUUCUUGGACAUGGUGCAUCGCAACAGAAGUGUCUUGGCUCUCAGUCCGAAUCAGCGGCCGAGAGUGUAUCCCCUGCCGGUCUUUGAGAUACCGGAGAACGAGCAAGUGCCCAACGAUAAAUUGGAAUUGUUGGAUCUCCUACAGAAGCGUCGCGCUCAGCUCUUCCAUGCGAAAGUCUGCGCCAGCUGCCACAAGGUGCCCGGCUACCAGAGAUGGAUCAAUCGAACGACGCCCGUCCCGGACGAACUGGAACUGUUCAGCAUGACCCUCAGGCAAGACACGUUCCGGCACUGGGAGCCCUUCUACAUCAGCGACAACAAGGAGCCGGUCUUUGACGAACGCGUCACCUGGGAGGGACAGUCGAACAAGCGCAUACAGGUAAAAUCUCUAUGCAUCUAU
Molecule: messenger RNA, 1441 nt
Organism: Drosophila navojoa
Lineage: Eukaryota; Metazoa; Arthropoda; Insecta; Diptera; Drosophilidae
Product: beta-1,4-glucuronyltransferase 1
Source: RefSeq, a predicted model, not a curated record